Molecule: messenger RNA, 1662 nt
Organism: Stegastes partitus (bicolor damselfish)
Lineage: Eukaryota; Metazoa; Chordata; Actinopteri; Pomacentridae
Source: RefSeq, a predicted model, not a curated record
AUGCCUGGAAUCACUGCUCACGGCAAGUGGACAGUGACCCCGGGGAUCCCCAUGACCAGCAUCACUGCCAAAGACGGGGCUUUAGAUGACUCUCAUCCCUCUUCUCUACUUCCUAGUCAGAUGGAUGAUGAUGGACAGCCAUGCAACACUGUCCAAGAGAUGACCACCCUUAAGCACAGUGACUUGGCUGUCGAGACCUCUCUUCCCUCCGUGACUGUGGGUCAGAUGGAGGAUGCUGCUGGUCCAAGCAACACUCAACAGAGAGAAGCUUGUAGGGUUCUUAAAGACAAUGAAUACCUGUUUGCGCGACCAGGGGCCAUGACACACUUCCGAGGAUCAGAUUACUUCCGGUACUUUGCAAAGCAAUGUGGUGCUGCGUGUCCCAGGACACUGACAUCGACCAAGCUGAGAAAGCAUGCCGCAACCUUGUCAACAGUGCUAAAGAUGACAAACACAGAAAUGGACCAACUGGCCAAUUUUCUCGGCCACGACAUUAGAGUCCAUAGAGAAUAUUACCGGCUGCCUGAGAAGACCUUGCAGCUUGCUAAAGUCAGCAAACUCCUGAUGGCUCUCAAGCAGGGUAGAGUGGCUGAGUUCAGUGGGAAAACUUUGGAUGAAGUUGAGAUUGACCCAGAUGAAAAACUUCUGGACAGUGAUGAAGAUGACGAGACCAUGCAUGAGGGAAACCCUAUUGAUGAUGGUAGGUCUAUGCACUGUGUGAUGACCAGCAUCACAGCCAAAGACGGGGCUUCAGAUGACUCUCAUCCCUCUUCUCUGCCUCUGAAUCAGAUGGAUGGUGAUGGUCGUCCAUGCAACACUCUUCAAGAGAUGACCACCAGUAAGCACAGUGAGUUGGCUGUCAAGACCUCUCUUCCCUCCGUAACUGUGGAUCAGAUGGAGGAUGCUGCUGGUCCAAGCAACACUCAACAGAUGACCACCCUUAAGCACAGUGACUUGGCUGUCGAGACCUCUCUUCCCUCCGUGACUGUGGAAGAGACACUUCCCCCUCCUGAGAGGAAUGAAACGCCACUGGUACCACAGGAGGGGCACUCGCCUCCUUCAUCAGAUGAUGAGAUACCAUCAGGAGUCAGUGCUAAGAAACCUUCCUCCAAAGGAGCACACCUGGAAGAAACUGAGAGGGAUGACAUGUCACACAAAAGAACCAAACCACACAAGAGGCGCAAACCACCAUCAUCAGAUGAUGAUGAGAUGCCAUCAGGAGUCAGUGCUCAGAGGCCCUCCUCCAAAGGCAAAGCCAUACAGAGGAAGAAAUGUCCCUGGCAGAAGACAGAAGUGCAGGCGGUGGAAAGGCACAUGAUGAAGUUCAUCAGAUCUUUCAUUGUGCCAGGAAAACUGGAUUGUGAAAAGUGUAUAAGGGCUGAACCUGAAGCCCUUAAGAACCGGGACUGGCAGACCCUCAAAUUUUACGUUUACAACCGCAUUUCAGCGUCCAAAAGGAAACUGCAAUGUAAGUAGAUAUUUGGUUACCAGGUAAGGCAGCUCCCCUCACAACAUGGGUUUGAGUUAGAAUGUUGUCCUCCAAAAAGGCGUCGUCUUUUGUUUGAUUUUUUGUUCUAAAUAUUGUAAAAAAAAGUCUAAGAAGAGGUUUUUUUUGUUUGUGUAUCAUUUGACCUCAUCUGAGUCAAUUUGUUCAGUUGCACU